Messenger RNA from Parastagonospora nodorum SN15, 462 nucleotides. RefSeq lists its product as hypothetical. Bases 1 to 462 code for a protein of 153 amino acids. The record is from RefSeq and is a predicted model, not a curated record. The transcript has a single exon. NCBI's taxonomy places the organism in Eukaryota, Fungi, Ascomycota, Dothideomycetes, Pleosporales, Phaeosphaeriaceae.
AUGCCGUCUCUAUUCUCCAAGCUCACCGGAGGAUCCUCCAAAUCCAAAUCCAAAUCCAAAAACCCAUACUCAAACCCCCAUCACCCCAGCCACGCGCCCCUCCCAAAACAACCAACACCAUCAUCUCAGCCACUCCCCACUGCAUCUCCCCGCGGCUCCCACGACUACUUAGCAGAAGCGCGUGAACUCGCGAACCGCGAUCCCGUGACUGGCCAACGGUUACCUCAGCCAAAUAUGCCUCGCCCAGCUCAGCAGGCGAGUCCAAGUGCGGACACGAGUGCAUAUCAGAACCGCGCAAGCCAAACACAGCAAACGACGGGAUCGAGAUAUGAUUUGUUUUCGAUUCAGGAGCGAGAGAGGCUGGAGAGGGAAGAGGCGAUUCGGAUAGCGAGGGGAAGGGCGGAGUUUUAUGCGCCAGAGAGGAGGGUAGAGGAGUUUUAUUCGGAGCCCGUGAGGUAUUGA